ACUCCAGCAACUUGAGCAUGUGCCAUUACAACCUACAAAAUAAACGUUUGUUGCGUUUCUUGCUCGCGUGGUUUAUAAUUACAGUAAUAGACAUAAGAUAUAUAUUUAUUACAAAGGACUGAAAUUAAUAUUUGUGAAUUUUUGUGAAAAAUGGGCAAACCAAGUUAUGGACAAAGAAACGGUAAAUCUUGGAUAUAUCGACAAAAGAUAAAAUCAGGAAAGAUUAACAAAACGAGCAAUACAAACAAUGCAGAUGAAAAUGGUCAGAAUUCUCGAAUAAUUGCGAGAAAUUUAUCAUUUAAGGUAACCGAAAAGGAUGUAAAAAGGUUUUUUGAGCCAUUUGGUGAAAUUACAGAAAUAAAUCUUUUAAAGCGCCCGGACGGAAGCUUGGUUGGAUGUGGUUUUAUACGAUUUAAACAUGUAGAAGAUGCUUCAAAAGCAAUAUUUAAUACCAAUAAAAAGGAAUUUCUUGGAAGAACUAUAAGUUGUAAUUGGGCUAUAUCAAAAUCCAAAUUUUGUGAGAAACUUGAGCAAGGCCUUAAUAAAAAUCAAGAAAUUGAUAAAAAUGAGAAGCAAACUCAAGAUGUUGAGGAAAAGAACAAUGAAGCUAACAAUACAUCUAAGAAGAAAUUGACAAAAGAGAAGGAUAAUUUGAACAAGCAGAAACAGAGAAAGCUUCAAAAGAUGAAAAAACAGAAAAAACGAGCCAGAAUUGUAAUACGAAAUUUAUCUUUCGAGGCUACAGAGGACAAUUUAAAGGAAUAUUUUUCUCAAUACGGUGAAAUAAGUGAAAUAAAAAUUUUAAACAAAUCUGAUGGCAAAACUGGUCAAUUAAAACAAAUUGGAGUUGCGUUUGUACAAUUUAAUCUUGUGCAAAGUGCUGCUAAAGCUAUACAUUAUGCAAACAUGCAAUCUCUUUUGAAUAGACCUAUGAUAGUUGAUUGGGCUGUUCCUAAGAAUAAAUUUUCUCUAAACGAUAUUGAUGUAAAACCUGAAAUCAAGAAUGAAAUUAUUGACAAAGAUGAAGUACAUGAUACUUCAGAAGUUAAAAUAAUUGAUAACAGUGAGAAUGAGGAUAACAAAUCAGAUAGCAAAGAUGUUACCAUGGAAGAAGAUAUAAAAGAGGAGAUUGAAUGUGAGGAAGAAGAAACAGAAAUUAAAUAUGAUACAGAAAGUGUUGAAGAUAAUGAAGAUGAAAAUGAUAGUGACAGUAACGAUAAUGAUGAUGAUGAUGAUGAUGAUGAUGAUGAUGAUGAUGAUGAUGAUAUCAAUAUUACUAUUGAUCAAUCUGAUGUUAAAACAGAGGAGGAAAAUGAAAAGGAGGAUUCCGAUGCAAAACAUCCGCGACGAGUAUCUAAUGACGUUAAUGAAGGAAGAACAGUUUUCCUAAAAAAUGUACCAUUUUCUGUUAAGAAUGAUGAACUUAAAAGUUUUAUGGAGCAAUUUGGACCCAUUUAUUAUGCUCUUGUAUGCAUUGAUUCUUUGACCGAAUACUCCAAAGGCACUGCAUUUGUUAAAUUUAGGAACAUUGAAGAUGCUGAAAAGUGUUUGUCGGCUGGAACUGAGUUACGUUUACGUGAUCAAAUAAUGGAGGCGCAUAGAGCACUGCACAAGAACGAAAUAGGAACAAAAAAAAGCUUGAAAGAACAAAGAAUUAAGGAUUCCAGAAAUUUGUAUCUUAUCAAAGAAGGAGUUGUGUUAGUUGGAAGUCCAGCUGCAGUGGAAGUAUCAGUAUCCGAUAUGCAAAAACGUUUGAAGUUAGAUCGAUGGAAAUCGCAGAUAUUGCGUAACUUGAACAUGUUUGUAUCGAGAGUGCGACUCGUUGUUUACAAUUUGCCACCCAAUCUUGACAAUGCACAACUUAGACAAUUGUGUAAAAAUUAUAGUGGACCUAAAGCUAUUAUUACGGAGGCGCGAGUUAUGUGUGAUUUGAAAAAUGUUGAUGCAACUGGAAAAGGGAAAUCAAAAGAAUAUGGUUUUGUUACAUUUACCUCUCAUGACGAUGCACUUAAAGCUUUGAGGAGUUUAAAUAACAACCCAAAUAUAUUUUCCAAACACAGAAGACCUAUAGUUGGGUUUUCGAUAGAAAAUCGCAUUUUGGUAAACGCGAAGGAAAGAAGAAUUCAGAAAAGUCGCAAUCGCAAUCCUUUGUGGCCUGCAAAUCAAAAUAAGAGAAAAAGCAAAGAUGCUGAAGAAGAAAUACCAGCUAAACGAAUUAAAAAUCGCAUUUUAGUAAACGCGAAGGAAAGAAGAAUUCAGAAAAGUCGCGAUCGCAAUCCUUUGUGGCCUGCAAAUCAAAAUAAGAGAAAAAGCAAAGAUGCUGAAGAAGAAAGACCAGCUAAACGAAUUAAAGCCAGAAAAGCACUGAAGCAAGUAAAAAAGUUUAACAGAGACAGAAACGAUGACUUUAAUGUACUUGUAAAUAAUUAUAGAAACAAAUUGAAAGAUAUUGAUCUUAAAAAAUCGAAAUGGUAUGAAUCUUAAUGGAUUUGGAAAGAACAAUAUGUAUUUAACUAUACAUAAUUAUCACUAUUUAAUGUAAGUAUUGUUCUAUUUCAAUUAAUAGAAUUGAAAGAAUUCAACAAUUAAAA
Molecule: messenger RNA, 2591 nt
Organism: Nylanderia fulva
Lineage: Eukaryota; Metazoa; Arthropoda; Insecta; Hymenoptera; Formicidae
Product: RNA-binding protein 28
Cellular component (GO): nucleolus
Molecular function (GO): mRNA binding
Source: RefSeq, a predicted model, not a curated record